Molecule: messenger RNA, 3586 nt
Organism: Mya arenaria
Lineage: Eukaryota; Metazoa; Mollusca; Bivalvia; Myida; Myidae
Product: putative transcription factor p65 homolog
Exons: 11
Coding region: 108-2120 (670 amino acids)
Biological process (GO): cellular response to stress; innate immune response; canonical NF-kappaB signal transduction
Cellular component (GO): nucleus; cytoplasm
Molecular function (GO): DNA binding; DNA-binding transcription factor activity
Source: RefSeq, a predicted model, not a curated record
CUUUCCUGUUCCGGCAGAAUUCCGAAAAUUCUAUUUUUAGCGAAUGACGUAUAGGAAAACCGCGGACGUCUUCUACUGCCUCAACAAACAACAGCAAAAGAUUAAAAAUGACCAGUACAGAAACACCUAAUUCAGAUGUGAUACAGCUCAAUUCGGCGGACUUGAUGAGAAUCCUACAGUCAGGUGGUAUUAACUUGGAGAAUAUGGACUUCAUGAACAUGGACCCGGGCCUGGCCCAGCAGAUACAACAGCUGAGACAAACACAGCAAACUUCAGACCCAAACUUGAACCCAGCGGCAGUUCGACAACAAAGGCCCCGCCCAAGCACAAGCAGGCAGCCGUCCCGAGGGACCCAGGCUGUGGGCCCCUAUGUGGAGAUUGUGGAACAGCCUAAGGCCCGGGGGUUGAGGUUCCGGUAUGAGUGCGAGGGUCGGUCUGCAGGCAGCAUUCCUGGAGAAAACAGUACACCAGAGAGGAAGAUAUUCCCUUCCAUCAAGAUACACAACUACAAUGGCCCUGCGGUGAUCGUUGUGUCCUGUGUGACCAAAGACGAACCCUACAAGCCCCACCCUCACAAUCUUGUGGGUAAGGACUGCAAGAAGGGCGUGUGCACACUUCGCAUACGCGACACUUCCACAGUCAGUUUCCCACACCUUGGCAUCCAGUGCGCGAAGAAGAAAGACGUUGAUGGAAACUUGAAGAUGAGACAGGAUAUAAAUGUGGACCCCUUUCAGACUGGGUUCAAGCACCGGGGCCAGAACAUUGACCUAAACGUGGUACGACUGUGUUUCCAAGUGUUCCUGCCAGACGAACAGGGGAAGAUAACUCGCAUUGUACAGCCUGUUGUCUCACAAGCCAUCCAUGAUAAGAAGGCUCUGAAUGACCUGGUGAUUUGUCGAGUGGACAAAACCUCGGGGAAAUCUAAAGGAGGAGAUGAGGUGUUCCUGCUCUGUGAGAAAAUCAACCGAGAUGACGUCCGUGUGCGAUUCUUUGAAGAAAGAGAAGGUCAGAUUAUAUGGGAGGCAUUUGGCGACUUUGGACAGAAUGACGUGCACAGACAGUAUGCGAUAGUAUUCAAGACUCCUCCGUACAGUAACCAGUACAUCCAGCAGCCUGUAGAAGUGGAGAUGCAACUCCAGAGAUCCUCGGACUUGGAGGGAUCAGACCCCAUCAAGUUCACCUACCAGCCAGAAGAUCCAGAUCCGGACAGGAUUAUGGAAAAAAGGAAGAGGAAGGCGGCCAAUCUCAAUUUCCUUGAAUCAGGUGGGAGUCAGGUUGUCACCCAAGAGACCUUGAAACAGCGCCUGAAGCUUAAGGCCACCAGAACAAGUGCAGCCAACCGGGGGAAACAGGAGCCCAUGAUCAAAGAGGAAGCCCAGAGUCCUGACAUGCCACAGUACUCGCUCUCCAAUCUUGGAGCACCGAGUACCCAGGUGUCUGCUCCACUAUCCAUGCCUGGAGGAGCCUCAUUCCUUGGCACCCAGCCAAGUCCGAUCGACAUGAACACCACUAUCACAUCUCAGGCCAGUUUAUCUGGUGGAAAAAUACAGUACAAUCCUACCACAUCACAGCCACAGCAGCCAGCUCAAAUCCAAGGUCAAGGUCAGCUGCAGCUUCAGCAACAACUUAUCCAAAUGCUUGCUGCUAAUCUUUUAAUGCAGAACAACUCAUCAAAUCAAGGCUUACCACAGGCUCAGCAAGCCCCUGUCCAAUCCAAUCCCAUGAUGCAACAGGUACACGGUGAGCAACAAAACCCACAAGCUGAGCAGUUAAAAGCAUUGCUUCAAGCGAUGACCAAUCAAAACCAAGGUCAAAUGGCUGCUGGGGGUCAAGCAAGUAGCCCCUUUAUAACAAGCAGUGACCCGAAUAUGCAGACGCAAAAUGUGGAAAUGAAUUCUCUUGGAUCUUUUGACCAAACUCUUAUGGAUGCUUUGUUGAACCAGACUGGAGAUUCCCCAAUGGUAUCCUUCAGCAGUUUUGAUACUCCGUUACCUGUCAAUGCGAGCGAACUGAAUUAUGACCCCAAUGUUGGUGGGUUUGAGACAGUGGGUGGGGAAACUAGCGGACAGAACUCUCAGCAAGCAUUCGAUGAAACGAGUGCUGCUGUUCAGAAUAUUUGAUAAAUGGUAAUCAACUGAGGCGUUUUAUGAAUAUUGAAGAAUUAAAGUAAUUUGAAACUUAGAUGCACGGUAUGAGUUUCAGGUCAUAUUUGCACAAGUUAUGGGUAAGUGUUAUUGCAUUUUAUGCAUGUUACGGUCCUGUUAGCGUUUUCUAAGUGAAUGAAAUGGUUGAUUUGUAGAAUGCAAUUUAAAAAAAUGGUUAAAGAUUGAAGAAAAAUAUAGUCAUGUUUCCUGCAAGGAAUUCAACAUAUUAUUUUCACUGACAAUAACAGGAAAGAGACCCAUACAAAAGCCCUAAUGAAAAGGUGUGACGAAACUGUAUGAAAUUGUUAUGUAAACUGAAAAGUGCUUUUUGAGUUGAUUUGUUUCCAUUAUAUAUAAAGAUGUUGUUGUUGAUUGUCUGAUUUUUAGUGAAUAAUCAUGUUAAUAAUGAUACAAGUUGUCUUCAACUUGAAUAAUGUAUAUUCCCCUUGAUGUAGUUGGCUAUGUUGUUUAUGAAUUGCAAGGUAAGAGUUGAUACAAUUCUUCUGAAAUAUCACAUUCAAAGUCCUGCUGUGAAGGACAUGUGGAUCUACAGUUAAUAAGUUGAAUGGAAUUCUAAACAAGUCCAUGGGAAUAUAUAAUGCUGUCAUAUUUCUAUAAAGGCCCAUUCGCAGCUCUUUGAUGUAUACAUAAAAAAAAUAAAACCUUACUGAAAAUUUGAGAAAGAAACGUAUCAAGGUGAUGAAUUACGAACAGAACAUAACAGAUAGGAUAUUAUGACUUGUACCAGGAACAUCGUCCUUGUAUCUUCAUAGUUAAACACAAACAUAGUGAAUGAACAGUCAAUGAAAUAGUAGUAUAUGAAUCAAGACAUGGUAUUAAUUUAUCAAUAUAAAAAGAUAAUAAUCAGGAUUUGUACCUGAAUUAUUUAGGUCUAUAGGGCCCAUAUCUAUUACACCACUUAAAAUUGUGAUGUAAUUUGUUUUAACUGAAACAAUAGUUGUCAACAUUUAAAUGUUUACUGUUAUUGUUAAGGGGGUUUUGAACAUACAUUAAAAUUUGUUGACCGGUUUGACUAUCAAGUCAUGGAGUAAUGAGAAGAUUUCAAGAGGCCUCAUUCAAACUGCUAUUUAUUUCUGUAUUCGUAAAUAGAAACAAAUACCAUGCUAACCAGUAGAGGUAAAAUUCCUUUUUUUACUUCAAAAUUUUGUUAAAGUCACAUUAGUGGAUGUUACGGGGGGAACCAUAAUGCGCGGGCAAUAUUUAACAUUUUCAUAAGAGGAAAAGAAGUAUGGAAUGCAAGUUUUAUUAGGGAUACUGUCUUAAAUAGAGUUGUUUUGUAUGCUAAUUUGUUUUAACAUGAGCUUUUAUGUGUAUUCCCUUGACUUAUCAUUACAUUGUAUAAUUGACAUCUGUAUAUAUUUCAGAUUGUAAUAUUAUUUGUAACAAUAUUUUUUGUCAUUCUAAAUAAAAUGUUGAACAUG